GUGCGACAUCAUGAGCCAUGAGAAAACCAGGAACAUACCCCCCCAAAAAUGGAACAACCCCACUGGGUUGAUGAAUUGAUUGCUCAGCUGAUCUGCAGAUUGAUGGCUAUUGAUUGACUGUUUGAUCGACUGUUUGAUUGACUGAUAGAGUGAUUGGUCCAGGCAGUAAGUGGAGGGAGAGGACAAGAUGGAGGCCAUGUCACCGUGUCCAGCAGUAGAAGAGUUGCUGACGUCAUCAGAAUCCCUAGCAACUGUGUCAGAGGAGGUGUCGGAGGACAAGAAGAGCAAAGACUCGGCCGCUUGCAACAAAAAAGUCAAAUUUCAGUCUAAAAGGACAGUCAGAAAGAGCAGUAAAUACAUGCAAAAGAAGGGGAAGAGAAUAGGAGAGCAGCAUGAAAAGGAUGACACAGAUGUCCCAGCGGAGAACCACAGGUGGCGAAAGCGACGAUCAGACAUGAAGAAUCAUGCCACUCGGGUUGAUGUGCAGACAUGGAAACGGUUGAAAGACAUGAUGUCAAGACUUUCAGAGGAUGAGCUCCAUGAGGACCUGUUUACUGAGGAAGAGCUCUGGUCCCCAGACGCUAUGGCAACUCAGCCACAGGAAGAGGUGUGGCAGCAUGUUCAGACCCGGCUAGACCUGGAUAGCACCUGCCGGCUGGAUCAGGACAUUUCUGCGGAAGAAGUGGAAGCAAUGAUUCGAGAGCUCCCGCGCCUCAAAGCAUCAGGCCUUGAUGGGAUGCCGAUUGAAUUGUUCAAGGAAUAUAAGUCCUUCUUCGCUCUGCUCUUAACCCAGGCGUUUAAUGAUGCCUUGAGGUCUCAGUUGCUCCCUGUGGGGUUCGCGGAUGCUUACGUUGUUCUGUUAUAUAAGAAGGGGUCCAAGGAGGACGUUAAAAACUGGCGGCCAAUUUCAAUCUUGAAUACGAUCUACAAGAUAUUAGCCAAAGUUAUGGCUACUCGAGCCAACGGGGUGCUGCCUAAGCUGAUCCACCCCACGCAGACGGGCUUCGUUCCGGGCCAGCAGAUAGUGACGAACAUCUUGCUGGCGCAGCAGGUGCUAGAGGAAGGCCAGGUGUCAGGGCAAUCGAUGGUGUUUGUCUCAAUCGACCUUCAGAAAGCCUACGACAGGGUUCGCUGGGAAUUCUUACUGCAAGCACUGGCCAGGCGAGGUUUUGGCUCUAUCUUCAGAGGAUGGAUCAGGACUAUGCUUAAUCAAGCUCAUACAGUCAUGCAAGUCAAUGGAGUAAGGUCGGAAAGGCUGACAGUAACUCGCUCAGUGAGACAGGGAUGCCCCCUCUCCCCGGCGCUGUACGUAAUUUACAUCGAAUCGCUCCAUGAGCUCAUUAGGGGGGAUCAGAGAYUGCAGGGCCUGCGGCUGAAUYCGGGUGACGAACUCCGUUCGUCAGCAUUUGCAGAYGACACASGAGCUAUCRUCCYGCCCACARUCCAACAGCUUCGUGUCCURCAGGAAGAUUUGGGAAUUUUUUGUAAAUAUUCGGGGGCRCGAGUUAACUGGGAAAAAUCGUAUGGUCUCCUCCCCCCAGGCAUGGAACCGCCUGAAGGGUGGGAUCUUCCUUCACCUGCAGAAGGACGAACAAGGUUCCUCGGGGCCAGCAUUGCCCCCAGCUGGGGGGGUGUUGAGCAAAUGGCCAAGCGGGCAGUGGCGGCAACAUCCAAGCUCAACGCGUGGGCCAAGGCAGUGCACCUGGGUGUCUUUGGCAAGGCCCUGGUCAUCAAGAACUCCAUCCUGGCCACCUUGUGGUACGCGGGGGCUAUUCAUAUGCCAGRGAGGCGGACUUUUUCAUACCUGAGGCAAGYCAUCCAAGCUUACCUGUGGUCUAAUGAUGCCGACUCUGAGACCUCAAUCUGUAGAGUGGCCUGGAACAAGCUGACUCAGCCSAGAACCGAAGGAGGAUUGGGCCUGCUGGACCCAYGGCUGCAGAUCAUGGCCCUUCAGAUGYGGCACCUAGUAUGGUACUUGCUGAGAACGGYCGGGGAGCRGUGGCAUUCACUYACCACGCAGCACCUGGCGCACUCAUUACAUCUGCCGGCAGCACUUGGAGAAGUUGCCCUCGCAAGCAGCGRCCUCAUCGGGCAUGUGGCACGCGGAACGGWCUGGUCUGGACCRCUGGCCCUGUGGAAAAAGAUCCACCUGCUGAAMCGAGAGCCGGUCACUGCGGACGCUGUGUUUAACCAACUCCUUUUUGACAACCGCUUCAUCUGUGACACCCAGGGGGACAGCUUCCCAUGGCAGGGGAAACUGGGAGCUUUUGGCCGGCAGUGGGCAGAGCAAGGGGUUUUCAAGAUCGGUCACCUUUGGAAUGAGCAGGAGCGGGAGUGGAGGACGGACGAGGAAAUGGCUAGCAGCCUUCCCCACCAAUUCAGAAGGAACUACCAGUUGGCUGAGCUCAGGGAAGCUAUUCCCACGCAAUGGGUGGACCUAAUGCGGCAAGACCGACUCGUGACAGGAGAAUGGGUAAAAAUGAAAGGCGAAGCCUCCCCACGUCAAAUUUACCGGGUAGAAGAUAGUCAGUCUGGAGACGCGGUGCAAGUCACAACCUGGCAAGUCGCCACCGGUUGUCACGGGCUGGGAGAGGCCUUGGUCAGAUGUGGGCACGGAGGCAUACUCCCCAGAAGCACGGUCGAAACAGUAGCAGUGUGUCAGGGGAGCAAACGAGCAUCAGACCAGGCCCUACCAUUCAGACUCUCGGAACGUAGGCGGGCCCUCUCUUGGGAUCCGCAGGACUGGACCUGGCCGCGGCAGAAUCAUCUCCGGGACAAGGUCGCCUUUCAUCAGACAACUACCAAGCAGAUCUACAGGUCACUCCUCCCGCAAGUAAAGGUCUGGGAACACCUGAGGGACCGCUGGGCCAAGAGGGCCUGGCUCCCGCCGGCCYGCCUGGAACAAUGGACAAGAAAGAAGUGGAGGGGUCAAUGCACGCUAUGGGCGGGCCUUCCGGAUCAGAAACAYGCGGGUCUUCUGUGGAUGAUCGCACACCUGGCAAUCCCCACUGCAGAAUGGCAGGCCUCUAAGAGUCAAUAUCAGGACAAGGACUGCSCUGCYGGAUGCGGAGAGGUUGAGGAUAUCCCGCACCUUUUUGUGCRCUGCCCCACAGUCCAUGCUUUCUGGGCCUGGUGGGCGCAGGAGAUGGCGCACAGUACUCCGUUCGGCGUCACAGAGGAUGACUGCAUGGGAAUUCUGCUGGGAAUCARCAUGAGUCCGCCGGCCAAYCARGGUGAUCGACUGGCAAGUGAGACRUUGCGCGCGGAACUUCUUUGGACCAUCUGGACGGCCCGCAACGAAGACAUUCGACAGCACACGCAGCCGGMAUUGGCCAAACUUAAAAGACGGGCGGUGGACAAUAURAAAACAGCCAUCGCAAGUGACCUUGCUCGGAGCAUUAAGGCGUCUGCCACAGGGGAGACACGCUUUUGGGAUCGAUGGGCAUCCUAUCCUGCCUUGGUAACCCGUGGUGAGCUGCCUGGGCAGCUGAGUUCUGGCCGCCUUCUUCAGACUGCCAUUCCAUGUCAAACCUAAUAAGGUACAGAGUGUAAUUUAGUUAGUGAGUCGGGGUUGUAGUACCUAGGGUACUUUAGUGUACACUAGUAGGGCAUCUGAAAAAUGUACCGCGAAAAUGCUGGGGUUUGUUUUACAGUUUUUUUGCACCAAGGUGCCACGGGCCAUAGGUUUAGGAUUGUUUGCUUGUGGUUUUCCCGUACUGUCUAGCCUCUUUUCUAGUUCGCAGGUACGGGUUUUGGUAGGCUGUGCUUGGGAAAACUUGUAUGAUCUUUGGCUGGGUUUUGCCUGUUUUUGCCUGUUUUUGCCCGUUAAGUCAAAUAGUAAUGAUACUGGUAGGUCUGGGGGAGGGGGGUAAACUAACCCGCCCCCCCGAAGUUCGUUGGAUAGUUGCGGUCGGAAUGCAGAAGGGGUGUGACAGGUCCUAUAUACGGACGCACCUCUAAGCACUGUGUGUGAUUGCAGGAUAUAUGCGUAAACGGCACUAUGGUAGAGGGCAGAGGGAUUUCGAUGCUGAAAACCGGGUCUUCGGGAGUGAGUACAAGAAUACUGGGUAGUGACUGAGGGCAUUGGAGCAGUAUAGAACG
Chara braunii is the source of this 4101-nucleotide messenger RNA. Lineage: Eukaryota; Viridiplantae; Streptophyta; Charophyceae; Charales; Characeae. The record is from the annotation of a GenBank genome assembly.